This is a messenger RNA of Linum tenue, 2543 nucleotides long. The record is from the annotation of a GenBank genome assembly. Lineage: Eukaryota; Viridiplantae; Streptophyta; Magnoliopsida; Malpighiales; Linaceae.
GAAAAAAACUCCAAAGCUUUCACCCCUCCUCCUGUCCUCGACCUUCUCUCUUUGGCUCUUCUACUGUUCUUGACUUCAUUCCCAACCCGCACGGAUUUUGCUCCGUCUUGCUUCUUCUUCACCGGAAUUAGGGGUUUUCCGUCCCUCUGUCGUCGGAUCUUCUCUCUACUCAUCAGCACUGGCAUUUGUCUGUUCUUCUCCGGUUUCUGGGGUUGCAUUUUGUGAUGGAUUGAUUCCUCGCACCUGGGUUUUUUGCUAAGUCUGAUUUUUGGUGGUUCAUUUUAUUAGAGGGUUUUUUGAAUGUCUGCUUGGGUAUAUCCGAUAGUGUUGCUUCGAUUGGGAACUUUUGCUGGCUUUUUUCCAACUCUAAAGGGUUCUGGGUUAGUGAAGAGACGUUCUGGUUUAUGGGUAGUGACAAUUGUGCGUCUUUUUGUGGUUGAAUCACCAUUGGGUUUUCGUUUGUAAUUCAGGCUGUAGUUGUUGGGUAUGUGUUUGUAAACAAGUAAUGCUAGUGAAAGGCAAAUAGGCAAUAAUGGUUUGGAAGCUGAGUCUGAGCUACUAACAUGUUUACUAGUUGAAGCUGAAUGUCCAGUGCGUGAUGUGAGACCUGUAAUUUGGUGAGGGAGUUGAUAAAUGUUGAUGCAUGUAGCUUGACUGUGAAAGAAAAUGGUGACUGGUGAGAGUUCAUUUGGAUGGUAGAAUAUUUUGUGAACAAAGUUUAAAAUGUAAACAAACUUAUUCCCAGUUGUAGCAUCGACAUGACUAGAUUCGCCAAGCUUUUUCUAUGUCUUUUGCUUUGUUUUCUUCUUGAUGUUUCAUGCGUGAUCACAAUGUGAUAUUAUGAUGAUCCUUGCUCAUUGGUACAGGUUUGGAAGUCAUUUUCCCUGUUAAUAUAGCUUGAUUGUUUGUCUGUGUGCUGAAAACAUCGAUAAUGUUACAGCACUUUGGUCUCUGGUGCUGAACUGGUCUCCCUCUCUUUACUUGUAAUUAUGUUAACUCAUUAUUCAAAAGUAGAUAGCUGUUGAUUCUAUGUACCUUAGAGCUUGAUGUUAUUUUUCUACUCUUUCUUACUAUCUUUUGAUAUAGUGUCUGAUAACUGAGCAUCACCACUCCUCAAAUUGGUUUGCAUUCGUUAUCCGCAAAGAUCAUCAUUGCUGCUAAAGUCAAAAUGGAUGAUGGAGGACAUCGUGAAAAUGGACGACAUAAACAAGAUCAGUUCAAAGCAGCUCAGAGUCAGUGGCUGAUGCAACAGCCAACCAUGAAGCAAAUCAUGGCAAUCAUGGCUGAACGAGAUGCUGCAAUCCAUGAGCGAAACAUGGCCAUCUCAGAGAGGAAGGCAGCUAUAGCAGAGAGAGACAUGGCGUUCCUUCAGCGAGACUCAGCUAUCGCCGAGAGAAACAAUGCCCUAAUGGAGCGAGACAAUGCCAUCGCAAACUUCCAAUACCGGGAUAACUCUCUCCCUAACGGCAACAACAUGUCUUCUUCCUGUCCAUCAAAUUGCCAAAUCUCCCGAGGCGUGAAGCACAUUCACCACCCCCAGCAUCUCCCCCACAUGCACGAGAUCCAAGGAAAUGAUCCCUCCCUUCCAACUUCUUCGCCUUCUAUCAUCCCAGACACAGCAAAGCCCAGACGUGGCGGUGGCAAAAGACCCAAGGACCCCACCAAGGCGAUGGGCUCCAAUAAAAGGGCCUCAUCGAAAUCAAAGGUGAAAAAGGAGAGCAACGAGUGGAAGCCAGAGCAGGAUAUGGGCAUGGGAGAUGCAGAAGAUUUGAACAAUAAACAGCUCGUGAUAUCGAACUGGAAAGGUUCGGACCUCGGGCUGAACCAGAUUGCAUUCGACGAUUCAACCAUGCCUGCACCGGUUUGCUCAUGCACCGGAAUCUUCAGGCAAUGCUAUAAGUGGGGGAAUGGAGGGUGGCAGUCCUCAUGCUGCACGACCACUCUGUCGAUGUACCCUCUUCCAGCAGUGCCAAACAAGAGGCACGCUCGUAUCGGUGGGAGGAAGAUGAGCGGCAGUGCAUUCAGCAAGCUGCUGAGCCGUCUGGCAGCUGAAGGGCAUGAUCUGGCUCAUCCGGUUGAUCUCAAGAACCACUGGGCGAAACAUGGAACCAACCGCUACAUCACGAUCAAGUAAAGCUUAACCCGGUACAAUAAUUUUACUUCUGGCAUGGUGAGCUCCUCUUGUGUGUAUCCUUCCGAGGCACACAAAUUUUAGGAUCAUAAUGCUGUGGAGGGAAAGAAAUAAGCAGGGGGGCAUGAUAAGAGCGGAGGAAUAGAGUAGGCAAGGUGAUCCUCCCGACAACUUUGUUCGAGCCGGUUUUCUUCUGUACUGCAAAAUUGUUGUGUAUGGUGUAGAUGGAGUAAGUGUAUGUAGCAUUGUAGCUUCAAUUGUAAAUGUACCUCUUUUUUCCUUCCAUCGGCAUGUUGGAGUAAUGUAACUGGAAUGAUGUAUCUGUUGUACUGUUGUAGUAUCAAAGACUGUACUGUUCUGAGACUUUUUACUGCAACUCACUAUUGCAUAAUUUCAUAUUGCAGAGUACUGG